Molecule: messenger RNA, 2974 nt
Organism: Microtus ochrogaster (prairie vole)
Lineage: Eukaryota; Metazoa; Chordata; Mammalia; Rodentia; Cricetidae
Gene: S100pbp
Product: S100P binding protein
Molecular function (GO): calcium-dependent protein binding
Source: RefSeq, a predicted model, not a curated record
GAGCCAUCGGGCCGGGUAGGCGGAGCGGAAGGCGGGGUUGGGAAGACUGCCCGGGACGCAACCCUCUAGGGGGGCGGGGCGGUUUCCUGCCAAUCACUGUUUGGUUGCCCUCCCCCUGGUGGUGGCCUCGCUGCCUCGGGGUGGGGGAGGUCGAGAAGGGGGCGAUAAAAUGGCGCAGGGGGCGGAGUGAGGUGCAGCCGCUCGCCCAGGCUUUGGCCCGGCUACCGGAGGAAGGUGGGAGUCAAUCACUUUGACAAGUCUCCUGAAAGGAACAGCGGCAGGAGUUGAAACCUUUUUCCAUUUGGUCUCGUGGCAGAGGCAGAGAUUGCUCCAGCAGCUCCACACAAUAUGACCUGCUCACUAUUGCCCUCUGAACAGUCUUCUGGCUCCUCUUUCUUGCCUGAAGCAAGUGCCUCAUGUCCUUGGGGUUCCUUCGCUGAAGAUGACUUGGAUGACUCCUUGUUGGAGUUUUCCGAUGGAGAGGAAGAUGAUGGCCAUUUCAGUUUCACAGAGGAAGAGAUUGAGAUGCUGUUGAAGGAUGACGGUGGGCAUGAUGAGUGUAGAGACAGAAAGUGUCAGACCCUACCUGGUACUCCUCAAGAAAAUCCUUUGCGCAGCUUGGGACCAGCAGCUGUGACCCCUGGCUUCUUCAAACUACCUCAAUUAAGUACAUCAAUUGGUCAUGGACCAACUCCUAGUAAAUCAUUGAACAGACACUUUGUACUUGAAAAGAAUCUUAUAAAAGUAACUGUUGUUGCACCGUUUAAUCCAACAGUUUGUGAUCCUGUGCUUGAUAAGACCAAGAUCGAUUCCUCCAAAGAUACGGAAAAACCUGCCUCCCUUGGGGAACAGACGAGAGAAGAUGACCUUCAUCCUAAUGAGAGUAAACGUUGCACUGAGCCUGAAGGGGUCAGUCCCAGUAACUCUGCUUGGGAUGGGCCCCUGCUUUCUUCUCCUUCAAACAAUAACAUCGAACAAACUGCCUCUGAUAAAAAUAUACCUGAAAGUAAGAAACCUAACCCUGUGUUCUCUCAGAUCUCCAACCAUUCAGAGGUACCUAACAGGGGAUCAUCCUGGAAAAAUAGUGGAUCACAUAAAUCGGGGUGUGAAGUGAGAAAUCCAGUUGUGUCCAGUUCAUCGAACAGACAUGCCCCUGACAAGGACCCUGGGGAGGUGAAAGCUGAGAGAAGACUGGGCAAAGUCAUUCCUGUCUUGCAGACCAGAACCAGGAUGUUUUCACAGUCAGAUCUAGAAAAAAAGAAGGACAUUUAUCUCAGCAAAGUCAUUGCUCAUAUAGAAGACCCAGGGGAAUCCAACCAAGGUCCCUUGGGAGAGCUAGAUACCCUGAUGGAUCAAGUGCAUAUGCAGAACCCAGACUGGCAGCAUCCUUCGGAUCUCACUACACGAAAUUACGCCCGGUUCCGACAGAAACCUCUACAAAGAUACAGCCUGAGUCAGUGGGUUGACAGAAACAAGCGGAGCCACCACCGUUUCCAGCGUCUCCCUGACUUCUCAUACAGUCCAUAUGUUUCAUCCCAUCAACAGUGACAGUCCUUACCCAGGGUCCAGUCCAGAGUAGCAUCUUAUUUUCCUCUGCUGUUUUUGUUUGUAUAUUUUGAGUUUUAUUUUUCACAAGAUUUCUAUUUAAAGAAUUUGUCACCUUUUGGAGAUGUUUGAAAAUGCCUGUUACUAUUUUUUUUUUUUUUUAAUAAGAAUCCUCCUGAUUUGUGUCUGUCUAUACAUGUUUCAACUUCAGCAAUGUAGUUUUUUGGGUUUCUUUUUUCUUCUUUUUUUUUUUUUUGAAUUUAAGAUGAAGGUAGCUCCCUUUUGAAGGCCUGUAUUAAGUCAGAACAUUCAGUCUUAAGUAAAAUACCAGCUCUAAGCACAGUCUACUUGUACUAUCCCAAGGAAAUCAUCUUCCAGUCUGCUGUAAGGAGGGAUUGUUCUGCAGGCUACAAGCCAGUGUUACUGUUGAUGACUCGUGAAUGGGGAGAGAGCACUUUUAACAACUCCUCUUUUUAAAUUUGUCUCUUGAGUACUUGUCAGUAUUUUAAGGUUGGUAAUUCAGGACAUUUAAAAUAAGAUGGAGCAGGAGAAAAGUCCUGUUGAAAGGAUAGAUUAAAAUGUCAAUCCUCUCCUUUCUGUACCUGUUAGCUGCCUUUAUGGUUUUGAAUUAUUGGCUUUUUUCAUUCUCUAUUAACUAUAUCUUCCUCACAGUGUUUGUCAACCUUACACAUUUUAACUGACAAAAGACAGCUGACUGACCCUUGUUGAAUACUCCAUAGUCCUGAGACUAGUUGGUUUCUCUGUUCCUUCAGGGAUUUUUUUUUUUCUCUCACUCCCAGUGACCACUCUGCUCCUGGGUUUUUACAGAGGUGUUGUUGUGUCCUGUUAGAUAUAGACACACCUUUCAGAUACCCUCUGUUUACUGAAGAGCUUUUACCAGAAUCUAGAUGUCUGGGAAUCUUCAGUUUCAUGAGCAGAACCCCAAGUUUAUGUGUUGAUGUUAUUCAGGGGCCUCCUUCCUGGGAAGCCUUUGGAGAGGCCCUCUUUCCCUCUCUAGCUUUACACUCUGGAUGUUAGGAUUUGGUCCGACUCUUACCAUUUCACAUCAGUACUCAAGAACAUCUAGGGAAGUUAGGAUUGAGCCCAUGCAUCACAGUGUUGCCUGAUAUUCUAACCAAAGCUGAAGGCUUUGUGUGUCUGUAUUAGUGGAUGUCUUACAGGCAGCUCCAGACAUCAUUUUGGGAAGUUUUACAGUAUGGCGUCAUGCUGCUAUCAUUCCCUUUGUGAAGGUUACUCAGAGUUCUGCAGCUGCUCUCUGGGUUUCUUUCGUCAGUCUCAUUUUUUUUUUUUUUUUUUGUGGAUAACCCAUCCUAAAUAUUCUACUCCACUUUAGAAAAGUGAUUUGGGGAAGGAAGUUUGAGACAGGGUUUCUCUGUGCAGUCCUGGCUGACCUAGAACUCGCUCUAUA